Molecule: messenger RNA, 2340 nt
Organism: Acanthopagrus latus (yellowfin seabream)
Lineage: Eukaryota; Metazoa; Chordata; Actinopteri; Spariformes; Sparidae
Exons: 3
Coding region: 324-1502 (392 amino acids)
Source: RefSeq, a predicted model, not a curated record
ACUGUUAAUCCAUUUAUAAUGAAUAAACUAUGCCGGCCCAUGUGUCCUGUGUCAUACCUAUAAUGUAUGACGUUUACAGCAAAAAAAAAAAAACGCGUGAAAAUCCGUUUCUAUAUCAGAGUUACGAUUGAUUAAAUGCGCUGACACCUAAUCGCGCCUGCUGAACAGAUUACACUGAGUGGAACGGGUGACCGCCCCAAUUCUCAUCAGCGCCAACAGGCAGCAGCGUUCGACGAGGCGUCUACUCUUUAUAUGUCUAUGCUCAAAGUGUAUGAUCAGCCUGCAAAAUACUGAACCAGUGACAAACUUGGUGAGAUUUAAUCAUGAGUUGGCGUUGUGUUAUAUGCCUUGUAUUUGUGGCUCUUACUUUGAGAAUGCUUCUUGGACAUGUUAAUUCAAGACAUGGUAGAAGUCCUAAUUUCCAUGUCACCUGUGGAGUAGAUGGCUGUGCAGCAGAUUAUAGAGUAUACAACUCAUUUUUCUAUCACCUAAAACGCAAGCACAGAGCAUUUUUGGCUAGUGGUCGCCCACCAAGGCGUUCAGCCUUCCCAUAUGCGGAUUCAACUAGGCUUGCCGAAGAAAACUAUGAUAUUCCCAUUAUUCAUGGCUGUGUCACCUCGGAUGGCACGCGGGCGGCACCAUCACAGCAGGAGGGACUGGAUGGAUGGGAUACCGUACCAGAGCAUGGUCAUACAGGCACCCAAAACCCAGUGGAGGACCCCGAACAUCAGGACAGCAAUCUGGAGCCCAUGCCCAUUGAGAAUCCAGAAAACUUGGGAGAGGCAUCCUUUGGUGUGUUUGGCCACAGUCUGACCCAGCAUGCUGCAGCAUUUUCUCUGAAUGUCCGUGAGAGAUGUUACUUAUCUCAGGGGAAUGUCAACAGUGUUGUUGCUGAUGUGCAACAGUAUCAAGCCUCCCUUCUGGACAACUUGAGGGGCCAAAUCAAAAACGCCUUUGACACCCAUGUUGGAAAUAAGGAGAAGCUCCAAACAGCAGUCCUGGCAGUGUUUGAUGAUUUUAAAGACCCCUUCACAAAAGUCUCAUCUACGCAUCUACAGGACAGUAGCAUUCGGCAUUUUUUUCACCCUGUUGAGCCUGAGGAGGUGGUCAUAUCACAGACUGCAUGUAGAAUUAAAGGAGGAAAUUCAAGAGCUCUUACCGUUAAGACUAACUCAUUUUGUUAUGUUCCGUUAUUCAAGAGCCUUGAGGAGUUGUUUUCUGAUCCCCGGAUAUUCACAAUGAUAAGCUGUAUACCUAAGAGGUGUAAAGAGGGGUUUUUAUAUGAUAUUGCUGAUGGUGAAUUUCUUAGGCACCACCCACUUUUUUCUGUCAGACAUGCUGCGUUGCAGUUGAUUUUAUACACAGACGAGAUUGAAAUAUGCAAUCCACUUGGAUCACAUGCAACAAUGAAUAAACUGUUAAUGGUUUAUUACACGUUAGGAAACAUAGAUCCUAAUCAUAGAUGUAUGGGGCUGUGGUUUCCAUUUGUGGGGAUACAUUAGCUCAGCAUGAAUUUGCAGGUUUUAAAGAGGGUGUAGGUUUUGCUCUUUGUAAAUGUAGGCAUUGUGAGUGCACAGCAAAUGACAUGCAGACUAACUUUGAUGAGAAUUUUUUCAACAAAAGAACAGUGGAAAGACAUUUGAGACAGUGUUUUGAUAUUGAGAAGGCCAAAACCGAAUUUGUAAAGAACAAUUUAAAAACAACUUAUGGGAUCAACAGGAGAAGUACAUUGGUUGAUUUUCCUGGCUUUAAUCUUAUUGAGCAGACCCCACAAGAUAUUAUGCAUAUUAUUCUUGAAGGGGUCGCCCCUAUGGAGAUCAAAUGUGUGCUAAAACAGCUCACUAUUAGUCGGCUGAUAGAACUGGAAGCAUUUAAUUCAGCUAUGUACUGUUUCCCUUACUCGCCUCUUGAUCUUCGAGACAGACCAUGUCCCAUUAGUGUUUCUACACUGACCUCAAAUGACAACAGACUAAAACAAUCUUCAGGACAAAUGCUUAUCCUUUUGAAAAUACUGCCAUUUUUGCUCAAUAACAUCAAAGAGAGUUUAUUUGUGCAGUUUAUCAUUGGAUUGGUAGAGAUAACACAGAUCCUGUUUGCACCAGUCAUCUCCCUUCAAACAGUUACAAACCUUAAAGAACUGAUCAAGCAGCAUUUGAAGUCAUUUAAGCAGCUUUUCCCAGAAAACAAUAUUAUACCAAAACAGCAUUAUUUGCUUCAUCUUCCUUCACAGAUUAUUGUGGUGGAAAUUUCUGUCAAUAAAAGAGUAAAGUCAGAUCUGUCUUUUCGGUAAGUUUAAUCCAACCAUCUGCAGAUGGACUCACCACACAGUCAAAUUCAUGA